ACCCCUGAGAGCGCAGGCACCUCCCCCUCCUGCCCCUCUGUCCUGCUGGGGGCUGCUGCCAGCCUCCCACCCAGUCCCCCGGGCAGGCUGAGCGGGGUCUCCCUCGAGGGGCGGUCCUGAUGGCCGGGCGCGGGUGGGGUGCCCUGUGGGUGUGCGUGGCAGCCGCCGCCCUGCUGCACGUGGGCGGGCUGGCCCGCGGAGACUGCUGGCUGAUCGAGGGCGACAAGGGCUUCGUGUGGCUGGCCAUCUGCAGCCAGAACCAGCCGCCCUACGAGGCCAUCCCGCAGCAGAUCAACAGCACCAUCGUGGACCUGCGGCUCAACGAGAACCGCAUCCGCAGCGUGCAGUACGCCUCGCUGAGCCGCUUCGGCAACCUCACGUACCUCAACCUCACCAAGAACGAGAUCGGCUACAUCGAGGACGGGGCCUUCUCUGGCCAGUUCAACCUGCAGGUGCUGCAGCUGGGCUACAAUCGGCUGCGCAACCUGACCGAGGGCAUGCUUCGCGGCCUGAGCAAGCUGGAGUACCUGUACCUGCAGGCCAACCUCAUCGAGGUGGUCAUGGCCAGCAGCUUCUGGGAGUGCCCCAACAUCGUCAACAUCGACCUGUCCAUGAACCGCAUCCAGCAGCUGAGCAGCGGCACCUUCGCGGGCCUGGCCAAGCUGUCGGUGUGCGAGCUGUACAGCAACCCCUUCUACUGCUCCUGCGAGCUGCUGGGCUUCCUGCGCUGGCUGGCGGCCUUCACCAACGCCACACAGACCUACGACCGCAUGCAGUGCGAGUCGCCUCCCGUGUACUCCGGCUACUUCCUCCUGGGCCAGGGCCGCCACGGCCACCGCAGCAUCCUCAGCAAACUGCAGUCUGUCUGCACCGAGGACUCCUACGCGGCUGAAGUGGUCGGGCUCCUCCCAGCACCGGGCCGUUCACAGCCAGGCCGCUCCCCGCCCCCGCCGCCGCCAGAGCCCAGCGACUUGCCCUGUGCCGACGACGAGUGCUUCUCUGGGGACGGCACCACACCGCUGGUGGCCCUGCCCACGCUGGCCACGCAGGCCGAGGCCCGUCCCCUCAUUAAGGUCAAGCAACUGACACAGAACUCGGCCACCAUCACUGUCCAGCUGCCCAGCCCGUUCAACCGCAUGUACACCCUGGAGCACUUCAACAACAGCAAGUCGUCCACCGUGUCCAGGCUGACCAAGGCGCAGGAGGAGAUCCGCCUGACCAACCUGUACACGCUCACCAACUACACCUACUGCGUGGUGUCCAGCAGCUCGGGGCUGCUGCACAACCACACCUGCCUCACCAUCUGCCUGCCCAAGCCGCCCAGCCCGCCGGGCCCCGCGCCCAGCCCCUCCACCGCCACCCACUACAUCAUGACCAUCCUGGGCUGCCUCUUCGGCAUGGUGCUGGUGCUGGGCGCCGUGUACCACUGCCUGCGCAGGCGGAGGCGCCAGGAGGAGAAGCACAAGAAGGCGGCCUCGGCGGCCGCAGCCGGCAGUCUGAAAAAGACCAUCAUCGAGCUCAGAUACGGGCCUGAGAUGGAGGCUCCUGGCCUGGCCCCGCUGUCCCAGGGCCCACUGCUGGGCCCCGAGGCCGUGACCCGCAUCCCAUACCUGCCAGCAGCCGCCAGCGAUGUGGAGCCGUACAAGCUGGUGGAGGGUGGCGAGACGCCCAAAGCCACCAAGGGCAACUACAUCGAGGUGCGCACGGGGGAGCAGCCGGAACGCAGGGACUGCGAGCUGGGCCGGCCGGGCCCUGACAACCAGACCUCGGUGGCCGAAAUCUCCACCAUCGCCAAGGAGGUGGACAAGGUCAACCAGAUCAUCAACAACUGCAUCGAUGCCCUCAAGUCCGAGUCCACCUCCUUCCAGGGCGUCAAGUCCGGGGCUGUGUCCACGGCCGAGCCGCAGCUAGUGCUGCUGUCAGAGCCGCUGGCCGGCAAGCACGGCUUCCUGUCGCCGCCGCCGUUCAAGGACACGUUCGGCCACGGCCUGCAGCGGCACCACAGCGUGGAGGCGGCCGGGCCCCCGCGCGCCAGCAGCUCCGCGGGCGGCUCCGCCCGCAGCCCCCGCGCCUUCCGUGCCGAGGCCGCCGGCGCGCACAAAGCCGCGGGCGCGGAGACCAAGUACGUGGAGAAGAGCUCGCCCGCAGCUGACGCCAUCCUCACGGUGACACCCGCAGCCGCAGUGCUGCGGGCCGAGGCCGAGAAGGGCCGCGCGUACGGGGAGCACCGGCACUCGUACCCCGGCUCCCACCCCGAGCCGCCCGCGCCGCCCGCGCCCCCGCCACCGCUCGAGGGCCUGGGCGGCCGCAAGGCGUCCAUCCUGGAGCCACUGACGCGGCCGCGGCCGCGCGACCUGGCCUACUCGCAGCUGUCCCCGCAGUACCACAACCUGAGCUACACCUCCAGCCCCGAGUACACCUGCCGGGCGUCCCAGAGCAUCUGGGAGCGCUUCAGACUGAGCCGCCGGCGGCACAAGGACGACGAGGAGUUCAUGGCCGCCGGCCACGCCCUGCGCAAGAAGGUCCAGUUCGCCAAGGACGAGGACCUGCACGACAUCCUGGACUACUGGAAGGGCGUGUCCGCCCAGCACAAGUCCUGA
Messenger RNA from Propithecus coquereli (Coquerel's sifaka), 2600 nucleotides. RefSeq names its product extracellular leucine-rich repeat and fibronectin type III domain containing 1 (gene ELFN1). The record is from RefSeq and is a predicted model, not a curated record. Gene Ontology annotation, cellular component: plasma membrane. NCBI's taxonomy places the organism in Eukaryota, Metazoa, Chordata, Mammalia, Primates, Indriidae. The transcript has a single exon. The coding region runs from base 120 to 2600 and encodes 826 amino acids. Gene Ontology annotation, molecular function: protein binding.